AUGAUUCCCCAACGCCGCUUUUCUACCCUUACACAGCUGCAAGAGUAUCAGCGACAUCGCUGCCGCUACCACAGCUCACCUGUGGAUCCAUCUUCAUCCUCGCUAUUCAGUGACCACACAUGCGACAAGGAAUCCUUCCCUCGAAAAACAACUACCAUCCUCGAAGUCCAUUCAGACGAGGUGUGGAACGUGGCCUGGAGUCACGAUGGUACUCGUCUUGCAAGCGCAAGUAAAGACAAGGCUGCAAUGAUUUGGCACAUUGGGCUCGAGGCAGGACCAUCAUCUUGUGAUCGUAUAGCAGAAUUCAUCUUGCGCGAUCACCCAUAUCCUGUUAGUUGUUUAGCUUGGUCGCUAGACGACUCUAUCUUAUCUACGUCUAUGGACCACCUCAUUUUGCUAUGGAACACAAAGACUGGAACUCUGAUGAAGACACUCGAGAACCAUGCUGAGACAGUGUCUACCUUGGUAUGGCUACCCGACGGCUCAGGGCUUAUGUCAGGUAGCCUUGAUCGCAAGAUUAUAUCAUGGAACAUGGAGGGCGAACUACAGGAAUCAUGGAAUGAUAUAGCCAUACGUGUCACUGACGCUGCGGUGACUCCUGACAUGAGACGCCUGGUCGCUGUUGGGAUGGGAUACAGCCCUCCCCCGGCGUUGGCUCGUGCCAACGUCCGAGACGCAUUGCCAUUCAAUGGCAACGGUAAUGCAGUGGUGCCGCGUUCACCAGAGAAUCGAAUGAUCAUUUACGAUCUCAAGACGGGACAGGUUGAGCUAUCUGUUCACAUGGAGGGUGAACUUACUAGCGUGAAGAUUUCCGAGGAUUCUCGGUAUGCAUUAAUCAAUCACACCCCAGAUGAAAUCCACCUGUGGGACUUGGAAGAGUUCAGGCUUGCACGCAAGUUCACUGGGCAACGACAGGGUCACCAUGUCAUCCGCAGUUGCUUUGGUGGUAUCGAUGACAACUUCGUCGUUAGUGGGAGUGAAGAUCGCAAUGUCUAUGUUUGGCAUCGCAACACAGGUACACUUCUAGAGGUACUGGAAGGUCACGGUUUUGGAAGCGUGAAUUCUGUAGCCUGGAACCCACACAAUAAGCGCAUGUUUGCGUCGUGUUCGGAUGAUAACACGAUACGUGUGUGGGAGGCACCUGUUUCCGCGGGUGGACUGCUUGGAGUUCGGCAUCUCUGUGUCCGAGCCAGAGAUGACUGGAAAGAGAAAGGGCAAAGUAAAGUAACCUUGGAUCUAUGA
This is a messenger RNA of Suillus subaureus, 1242 nucleotides long. Its product is annotated as WD40-repeat-containing domain protein. Lineage: Eukaryota; Fungi; Basidiomycota; Agaricomycetes; Boletales; Suillaceae. Bases 1 to 1242 code for a protein of 413 amino acids. The transcript has 7 exons. Gene Ontology annotation, biological process: proteasome-mediated ubiquitin-dependent protein catabolic process. Gene Ontology annotation, cellular component: GID complex. Gene Ontology annotation, molecular function: protein binding. The record is from RefSeq and is a predicted model, not a curated record.